Molecule: messenger RNA, 2523 nt
Organism: Helobdella robusta
Lineage: Eukaryota; Metazoa; Annelida; Clitellata; Rhynchobdellida; Glossiphoniidae
Exons: 21
Coding region: 1-2523 (840 amino acids)
Biological process (GO): retrograde transport, endosome to Golgi
Cellular component (GO): GARP complex
Source: RefSeq, a predicted model, not a curated record
AUGUCUAACGAUGACGAUGAAAAUAAUGUUGAACAUCAUUUCAAUGCACUCUUAGUGUUUCCGCCUGAAGUUCAGGAAGCCAUUAGUCAAGUCAUUCCAAGUAGUGACAGCUUGGACAAACUUGACUUUGAUGUUGUUGAAUACAUCAACACAUUGUUCCCCACUGAACAGUCACUGUCAACUAUUGAUGACGUCAUUGACAGAGUUAAAUUGAAAAUAAAAAACCUAGAUGAUGACAUUGGUUCUGUAGUGAGAGGGCAAUCAAACGUGGCAGAGGAUGGAAGAAAUUCUCUUGAGGCUGCCCAGAAAACCAUUUUUCAGUUGUUUGCUCAAAUCAGAGACAUCAAAGAUAAAGCCGAGAGAUCAGAAACCAUGGUGAAAGAAAUAACACGAGAUAUAAAGCAGUUGGACCAUGCCAAGCGCAACUUAACGACAUCCAUCACAACUCUCAACCACCUACACAUGCUUGUUGGAGGGGUCGACUCCAUAGAGGCUCUGAUGGUCAAUCGGCAAUAUAAUGAAAUAGCAAAUCUGUUGGAAGGAGUGGGCAACGUGUUGGAACAGUUUGAAAAUUACAAAAGCAUUCCACAGAUCAAUCUUCUUGCGGAAAGGUUAGUCGCUGCUAUAAAAAGUGAUUUAGCUGCCCAAAUUAAAGCUGAUUUUGAAGAAACCUUCCAAGGAUCUAAUUCCAAGCAUGGCCACUUGGAUCAAUCUUUGUUAGCCGAGGCAUGCUUUGUAGUUAAUGUCCUGGAUCCCAAGGUCAAAAUGAAUCUUUUGAACUGGUUCAUCAAGCAUCAGCUCAUGGAAUAUCUCGUUCUUUUUGCCGAUGACCAAGAGGAGGCCUGGCUGGACAAGAUUGAUCAUCGAUAUUCCUGGCUAAAAAAAAAUUUAAUGGAGUUUGAAGAGAAGAUGGGUCGAAUGUUUCCGCCCUCGUGGGAGGUAUCUGAGAGGAUCUGCAUUGAAUUUUGUAAUGUUACUAGGUAUCAGUUGACCAAUUUGAUGGCUCGUCGCGUGUCUAGCAUAGAUGUGAAAUUGUUACUCUAUGCCAUACAAAGAACUAUGAACUUUGAGUCACUUUGUGCAAAAAGGUUUUCAGGAAGAACUUUACUUGCUGAAAAAACAUCAUCAACGACGUUACCCGCAAUAACACCUCCUCAAUCAACUCCUAUCACCACUAACCCUUUUGAGAUGGAUUCAAAAGCAGAAGUCGUCCAAACACAGUCUUCAAAAACAGAUUCGACGAGGCAGGAACCAGUUUCUCCAUUCCUGGGCAUCAUCCUCAAAUGUUUCGAGCCACAUUUGAAUAUUUACAUAGAAUCGCAAGACAGGAACUUAUCUGACAUGAUAGAGAGGUUUGUCGAAGAUUUCAACAAGCUGAGGACUUCCAACAACAUGAACCAGGAUGCAUCAUUGAGAGCUCAGGAUAGCAACAUACUUUCAAGUUGUGCUGAUUUGUUUGUCUACUAUAAAAAGUGUAUGAUCCAGUGCUUCCAAUUAUCAACUGGACAGCCAAUGGUCCUGCUAACUAGAACUUUCCAGAAAUAUUUGAAAGAAUAUGCAUUUAGAGUUCUUACCAGUAAUUUACCGAAGUCUGUUCUAAAUUUUUUAAUUUAUUUCAAUGAGGGAAAUGAGCUGGUGAAGUUAACGGAGGUUGAGCAGUCUCGCAUCUGCAGCAUCCUGUGUACGGCUGAGUACUGCAUGGAAACGACCCAGCAACUUGAAGAUAAACUCAAAGAGAAGGUUAAUGCAGACCUGGUCGAUAGGAUUGAUUUGCACGCUGAACAGAACCUCUUUCACGGAGUCAUAACGAGUUGCAUUCAACUUCUCGUGCAAGAUUUGGAGGGUGCUUGUGAUCCUGCGUUGACUGCUAUGUCCAAAGUUUCGUGGCAGAACAUAGAGUCUGUUGGCGAUCAGAGCAGUUAUGUGAACGCCAUCAUCAACCACCUCAAGAGCAACAUCAUUGUAAUUGGGCAGAAUCUUCAGUCGUCCAGAAAGUACUUCACUCAGUUCUGCAUCAAAUUUGCCACUUCAUUCAUUCAAAAGUUCGUGAAUGCACUUUUCAAAUGCAAACCAAUCAGCACCGUGGGAGCAGAACAGCUACUGUUAGACACUCAUUCGCUAAAAAUGAUUCUUCAAGAACUUCCGUCUAAAGGCUUGCAAGAUGAGAGGCAAGCUCCAGCCAGUUAUACAAAAAUUGUUGUGAAAGGGAUGACAAGGGCAGAAAUGAUUCUCAAGGUGGUUAUGUCUCCAUAUGAACCUUUAAAUGCAUUUGUGGACAACUACAUAAAACUACUGCCCGAAAGUGACACCACCGAACUUCAGAAAAUUCUCGACAUGAAGGGGCUGAAAAGAACUGAUCAAAACGUGGUCAUGGACACAUACAGAUCGAAAGCUCCUCUUUUAACGACAGCAACGUCAGCCACGACAUCGGAGGCAGACAAACGAAAACAAUUGUUAUCCAAUGUAGAUCACGAGAGCGGCAGGAUAAAGAAACUAGAAAAAUUAAUCAAAAAACGAUUCUGA